CUCCUUUUUCCUCUUCCUCCUCAUACCUGUCUGUCGUCAGUUAACACUGGGAAUGUUCGGAAGAACACCAACAUACUGCUCCCUGCAUCUGUCACUGGAACACUGCUGGAUACAGUGCAGUCAAGGUCUUACAGACAAGAUUAUCAGGAAGGAUGAAUCGCUCCUGUGUUAACUGCUUGAAAUCUUUGGUGAUAAGUCUCCACUUCCUGUGCUGGCUGUGCGGUGCAUUUGUGGUGGCGUUCGGGGAGUUCCAGAUGAUUCACUCCAAAUUCGCCUCCCUCAUCACUUCCUUCUGGCCUGUCUACCCCGCCAACACUCUGGUGGUCACCGGCACCAUUGUGACCUGUGUGUGUUACCUGGGAAUAUUCGGAGGCAUGAAAGAGAAUCGCUGCAUGCUCAUCAGUUUUUUCGUCCUGCUGUUCAUCCUCAUGCUGGUGGAGCUGGCCAUGGCCUGUGUGUUCCUGGUAUACAGUCGGAAGAUUGACACAUACUUCGAGAAAGACCUGAUGAGAAGCUUGGACAUCUACAGACAGUCUAGCCCAGAAAACAACACGGCCAUCAAAAAGGACUUUGAUACCGUCCAGCACUUGUUUAGGUGCUGUGGAGUUCGUGGUGAAGCAGACUGGAAGGGUGACACUCCAAUUUCUUGUUGUACCGAGGACCCAUGUAACACCCUCAAUCCCGCCAACUGGCAAGAGGGUUGUUUUGUGAAACUGAGGGACUGGUUUGCCAGAAACUAUGUCAGCACGGGCGCAGGCGUUGUCACCCUGUUUAUCAUACAGUUUAUUUGCCUGUCCAUCACCAUACCUCUCUUUUGCCACAUCAGUCGAAGUGGAUUGGGAUACAAGUGAAAAGAGGCAGUAAAUACUUUUACAAUUUACAGUGACUUUCUGCAUGUCAACCCGUUGUUUUUCUUCUCUAUACACUUUUAAUUAAUUAGUUGCCAACAGAAUAAAAAAGCCAUAGUCCUUGAACAGGGAUAAGCUGAAGGGUGGAAGCUUAUCAAACAUAUUGACAAUGUCCUAUGAGGUGACAGAGCAUUGAGUGUGAUAUAUAUGAAAGCAGGAAUAUAUAUACAUUUAUUAAUGUAAUGCCAUGAUUUUGCUUGACUUGUUCGCACACUGAAGAAACUGAAACGUUGACUUUAUUUAAAUGUAUUAUGUCAGCAAAUGUCACAUACCUAUGAGGUUGGUUAAAAGCAAUACUAUUAAGUGUAAAUAAAAAAUAUUACGUUCAACUUAAUAUUAUUGCUUUUAACUAACCUCAUAGUUAUGUGACAUUCGCUGACAUAAUACAUUUAAUUAAAGUCAACGUUUCAGUAUUUACAAGAAUACAAAUAUGUUCCCCUAAUUUAUGCUAGAUUCUAUUUUAUUCACCACUUUGGACACAUGUCCUUUGUAGAGCAUUUUAAGCUAUGGACUUAAGCUCAGACAUGUCUUGGACAUUUUGAACUCUAGAACAUUCUGCACUUUAUUGCCUAUUUUUCACUCACCAGCAAACCCUUUUAUCAACUUUUGAGUUUCAACAUUUCUUACAAUGUUUUUGAUUAUCUGCUUUCACUUGUUUUGAGGAUCUGGAAGACAGUUAAACUUUUUCAGCCCUGAUUUUCUCUGCUUAAUCAAUCACAUACUGAUUAAAGGUGUUUCCAUUUU
This is a messenger RNA of Eleginops maclovinus (Patagonian blennie), 1652 nucleotides long. RefSeq names its product leukocyte surface antigen CD53-like. Gene Ontology annotation, cellular component: plasma membrane. NCBI's taxonomy places the organism in Eukaryota, Metazoa, Chordata, Actinopteri, Perciformes, Eleginopidae. The transcript is spliced from 8 exons. The coding region runs from base 153 to 851 and encodes 232 amino acids. The record is from RefSeq and is a predicted model, not a curated record.